Molecule: messenger RNA, 933 nt
Organism: Symbiodinium pilosum
Lineage: Eukaryota; Dinophyceae; Suessiales; Symbiodiniaceae
Source: the annotation of a GenBank genome assembly
GAGCAGGUGGCCCGUUUCCUCCAGCGACGCGCCUCGCAGCUGAACAGCCGGGUGCUGUCCUCCAUUGCCUCGCGUGUGGGAGCAGAUCCCAUUGCAAAGGUGCGCACCAUGAUCGAGGGCUUGCUCGUGAAGCUGCAGGAACAGGCAAACGAGGAAGCUACCAAGAAGGGCUGGUGCGAUGCUGAGAUGACCAGCAACAAGGCCACGCGUGAGGAGAAGUCGGACGAAGCAGACUCCCUGCAGUCUGAGAUCGAUGAGAUGACGGCCACCAUUGCUGGACUUGGGGAGGAGCUGACGACUCUGAAAGCCGAGCUCACAGAGCUUGCCAGUGCCAUGGACAGCGCCACCGACCUGCGAAAGAAGGAGGAGGCCAAGAACACAGCCACCAUCAAGGAUGCAAAGGAAGCGCAGACCGCCGUGGCACAGGCUCUUGGGGUCCUCAAGGACUUCUACGCGAAGGCUGGCGAGGCAACCUCCCUCGUGGAGACAUCAUCCACUGCGGACGCCUCCAAACCGAAGAUCUUCAGCGAUGAGCCCUACAAGGGGAUGGGCGCUGAGGGCGGCGGUGUCAUGUCCAUGCUGGAGGUGAUCGAAAGUGACUUCGCACGUCUCCAGGCCGAAACUGAAUCAGCAGAGGAAGCUGGCAAGAAGGAAUACGAGGAGUUCAUGCAGGACUCCAAGCUGGACAAGGCCACCAAGACAAAGACUGUCGAGCAUAAGUCCAGCAAGAAGCAGGCCAAAAGCCAGGAGCUCACCAUGCUCCAGGCCGACCUCCAGGGAACUAAGAAGGAGCUGGAGGCCGCCAACGCCUACUUUGAGAAGCUGAAGCCCGACUGUAUCGACACCGGCGCGUCCUACGCGGAGCGUAAGGCUCAGCGGGAGCAGGAGCUCAAGGACUUGGAAGAGGCCCUGGACAUGCUCACCAGCGUGUAA